Spirodela intermedia is the source of this 2446-nucleotide messenger RNA. NCBI's taxonomy places the organism in Eukaryota, Viridiplantae, Streptophyta, Magnoliopsida, Alismatales, Araceae. The record is from the annotation of a GenBank genome assembly.
AUGUCGGAUCCAUCGGUGCCCCCGCAGAUGCAGAUGCUGCUGCUGCUGAUGCUCUUCCUCGUGGGUCGAGUUGGGGCGUGGACGGGGGAGAUCAACGGGAGGGUCCUCUGCGACGUCUGCGGGGACUCCUCCAUCGGGCCAGAGGAUCACGCCCUGGCAGGUUCACUUUCUGUCUCGCGUUCUCGUUUCAGAUUGAUUGCGUGCUUCUGUCUGAUUCUAUCUAUCUCGGGGGUGUUCCGGUUUAAUCUCGUACUAUCCUCAAGCGAUCCGUCUUCCCUUCUUCCAUUGUGAGAGAACUUCCUGUUUAUUCUUGUGCUUUUCUGCAAAGGUUUCUCCCCCAUCCCUCUCUCGCUCUCUAUCGUAUCUUAGAGCGAGAUCCUGAAUUUCACAGCAGAUGUGGUUGCUUCGCCGGAUGAGGAUGAACUGAAAUCUGAACUCUUCGAUCAUGUCAUACUGGCGUCAAAUUUUCUCCUCUUAAUUCUCCCUUUAAUAAUUAUCCUUCUCUUCUUUCUCCUGGUUAGUCUUCUUAGCGCCAGUAAAUUCGAGAAUUUCCUACUUCUCCGAGCCAGUUCAUGAAUUCCCAAUUUUUUGUGGGGUGUGGGAGGCUUUUCACAAAGAACCAUCGCUCUUAGCAGAUCCAGGCACACUUAAAUCACACGUUGAGAUCACCUUCCUUUCCGGAAGAGUCAUCAUCUACCAGUGGGAAAUUUUCAUCCACACUGAUAUCGUGCUGAAGAAAAACAAGCAUCCUCCGGCUUUUGAUUACUCGAUUCGAUCUCCUCUUUUCAGCGGACAUGUCUUUUCUGGAUAGAUUUAUCAAGUGAACAGUUCUUUGAAAAUAGCUUGAUAUCAUACUCUAGAGAUGUUAUGUUGGAUGAAGUGCUUCGGUGGUACUGAUUCAUGGAGGAAAGUUUUUGGGUGACAUGAAAGGAACUUUUGAAGGUGCUUUCCAUCAGCUUUGACUAGCAUUAUGUAGGUAAACAUAGUGAGCAUACUAGCCAGUGCCCAUUGAAUUUGAUCGAUCCAAGAAUGACGGAAGACCCCAAAACUGUUUUGACUAGUGAAAGACUUUAAUUUAAGCUUGCUGGUGGAACCCUUUCUCAGUUGUUCUGGUUGUUGACUUGAGUUGAAUUCAGCACGAUGUAUGAGUCAACUAGCUGAUAACACCACAGAUGCCAUUGAUCUGCCAGGUUUGCAGAAGGGAACAUUGAUGUCAACUCUCAAAGAUGUAGAGGAAACUAACCAACCCCUAGGGCCCAUCCUUGAUCUAGUUCUUCCUUCCUUCCCUCCCUCUACUGCUUACGUGCUUAAGCUGCUGCAUCCUCCUCUAGUACCUCUCUGUGCUGGAAGGAAGUAAAUUUCUCCUCUAACCUCCCUUCUAACUCUGAACAGAGUCUCCUGUUUGGGGACAAGCACAUGUAUCUCUUGACCUGAAAGGAACCGAAGUAGUUGACUUUCUAUGUGCUUGGUGUCCAAGUUUGGGUGAGGGUUAUAUAUGGGAAAAAAUCGCCAUAAUUUUUGGUGAAUGAGAGGGUUAUGAGUAUAUGUGAGCAAAAAUGAACUUUGGGUUAAUGAGGAAACAUCAUCGUGAUCUCCACCCAGAUUCCCAGCCAGAAACUUCUCCAGUCUGAUUCUGGGUCUCGCUCUGGUGAUGCGACUGAUUUGUCAUCUGGUUCACACCAAAGCAGAAAACAGACUGUUGAGGUGAUUGUUCGGGGCAUCAAAAAGGGAAAGAUUAAUCUCAGCUUCUACUACUUGAUAGCAUGAUUUUGGCUGAUCAUGGCUUCAUUUGAUCUCUGCUCGAGGGUGUGGAAAUUUAAUUUUCUCACAGAUUCUACCAUUUUUCUCAUUAACUUAUUAUACUCCCGUGCAGUAAUAGAUUUAUUAAAUAAUAAUAAUAAUAAUAAUCUUAGGAAAAGAGAUCAUUCUGUGUUCUUCCACCAUCCAAAUGUAAUCCCAGACAGAAGAGCCUUGUUCUUGUGGCAUCUCUCUCAGACCCUUCCAAACAACAAAAAAGAAAAGUGUAAACUGCCAAAGAUGUUAUAAUCCGAGAUCAAAUUUGUCAUCUCAGAUGAUCCAUGAUCACCAUAUUUAGAAAUGUUCAUCCUCGCUGACUUCAUCUUCUUCUUCUGCCUCAUGGAUCGGGCAUAAUACUCCCACAGGUGCUGAGGUGGCAGUCCUAUGCAUCACGGAGUCUGGGGAGGUAGUCAACUAUCAGGCCUUCACGGACUCAAAGGGGGCCUACACAGUGGCGGAGACGAUGCCAGAGGUCGACCGGUGGUCGUCGUGCCUUGUGAGGCCGAUCGGCGGACCCCACCCAGACUGUUCCCGCCGUGCGGACGCCCGUGCGGGGGUCAAGUUUUCCUACACCCGCCCCUCCGGUUACUCGCACACCGUCAGGCCGUUCCUCUUCAAGCCCUCUUUGGCGCCGGUGUACUGUGCCUGA